Topomyia yanbarensis is the source of this 1752-nucleotide messenger RNA. RefSeq names its product sodium-coupled monocarboxylate transporter 1 (gene bumpel). NCBI's taxonomy places the organism in Eukaryota, Metazoa, Arthropoda, Insecta, Diptera, Culicidae. The transcript is spliced from 9 exons. The coding region runs from base 110 to 1600 and encodes 496 amino acids. Gene Ontology annotation, biological process: transmembrane transport; sodium ion transport. Gene Ontology annotation, cellular component: membrane. Gene Ontology annotation, molecular function: symporter activity. The record is from RefSeq and is a predicted model, not a curated record.
AUUUCGUUUCGCACCCAGCUUCAUCUCCGGUAUCACACUGCUCGGACUACCGACUGAGGUGUAUUCUUUUGGUAUCCAGUAUGUGUACGUAGCACUGGGAGUCAUCAGCAUGGGUCUCGUAAUGGGAUUCAUUUAUCUGCCGGUGUUUCACAAGCUUAACAUCACAUCAACUUAUGAGUAUCUCGAAACACGCUUCGACCGGCGACUGCGGAUGUUUGGCUCAAUAAUGUUCACCAUCAUGAAUAUUGGCUACCUCCCGAUUGUUAUCUACGUUCCAGCACUCGCAUUUAACCAAGUGACCGGCGUGAACAUCCAUGUGAUUACUCCCAUUGUUUGUGUGGUGUGCGUGUUUUACACCUGUGUGGGUGGUCUGAAAGCAGUGGUCUGGACAGAUGUAGUUCAAACGUUUUCGAUGUUUGGUGCGUUGGUGUUGGUAGCGGUCAAAGGAACAAUAGAUUUGGGAGGCACGGAUAUAGUGUUUCGCAGUGCCUGGGACACCGGUCGGCUGGAGCGUCCUAACUUUGAUAUCAAUCCGACCACGAGGCACACCUUGUGGUCCCAGCUGAUCGGAGGUUUCGUGUAUUGGCUGCAAACAAAUGCGGUUAGUCAGAACAUGAUCCAACGGUAUCUGUCGCUCCCCUCGGUCAAAGCAGGUCGGAAGGCACUAUGGAUUUUCGUCAUCGGAGUCUGCCUGUUGAUGUCCCUUUGUAGCUACUGCGGUUUGCUGAUCUAUGCGACCUACCAAAACUGUGAUCCACUGACUACGAAGUUAGCAAAAGCGAAAGACCAACUUCUCCCCCUGUUCGUAAUGGACAUCCUAGGAGAGCUACCCGGACUUCCAGGACUGUUCGUGGCCGGAGUAUUCAGCGCAGCACUAAGUUCUCUAUCGACCUGCCUAAAUUCAAUGUCGGCUGUUAUUCUGGAAGAUUUCGUGAAACCCUUCGUCCAGAAGCCACUUUCGCAGAGAGCGGUCAACUGGAUCAUGCGCUCGGUAGUCGUUGGAGUAGGAGCUUUAUGUGCUGCUCUUGUUGUUGUGGUAGAGAAAAUGGGAACUGUCCUGCAGUUGACCAUGAGUUUGGAAGCUAUCACCAAUGGACCGCUGAUGGGGACGUUUACCCUUGGUAUACUGGUUCCUUGGGUCAAUUCUAAGAGUGCCCUCACCGGUGGAAUUGUUGGCGUAUUAUUCAUGUCUUGGCUAAGCCUGAAAGCGCAGUACGCAGUGGCUACAGGCGCAAUAGUGUUCCCGCACAAGCAAAUGUCAGUGGCAGAAUGUACCUACGAGUUUGACCGAUCGUUGGUGAAUGCAACCACCACAUCGCUAAUUACGGCUGAUGAAAUUUUCCCACUUUUUCGAAUAUCGUACAUGUGGUACACAUUUUUGGGAGCAACUGUAACGAUAGCAGUUUCUCUCGUGUGUUCCCUGUUCUUCGGGCAAAACGAUCCGAAAACAGUGGAUCCUGAUUUGAUGGCAGGAUUCGUACGGCGCUAUGUAUACCAGGACAGUGAUGUAGCUCAAACUAAAGACCGAAAGGUAGAGAAAAAUAACUUGACAAACAAUAAGGAUGCUCACGACGAAAUUGUGAAGGAAUCUCAGCUGUAGGAUGUCACAAUUUUGCACAUCAACUGAGUGGAGUUCUAACCUGAAAAUCAGUGUUCCUAUUACUGUCUAAGUAGAAUAGAUCAAUAGCAUUUUCUUGAAGUGUAGGUUAUGUACAGAGGAGGAAUUUAUGAUGAAUAUACAAAUUAAUAUGA